This is a messenger RNA of Gongylonema pulchrum, 1194 nucleotides long. The record is from the annotation of a GenBank genome assembly. Lineage: Eukaryota; Metazoa; Nematoda; Chromadorea; Rhabditida; Gongylonematidae.
AUGAAAAAAUCGACGAUGGACAACAUGCUCUCGCCUAACACAUCAUCAACAGGAAGCAUAAACAGCACUAGCUUGACGACUUCAUCUGCAGCAAUAACAACGGGCAGCAGUCUGACGACUCUUUCCGUGACAAAAAAUCAUCCGAUGUUGAAUGCGGAUCGCAAAAUUAGCGGGAAAUAUUUGAGCAGCAAUAUAAAUGGCGAUUUAGCAACCUCAACUCUGUUCGGUAAUGGUGACCGAAUUGAAUACUAUGCUCGGCCUGCUCGGAAAAGCAGCGAUUAUGCAACGUUCCCAUCAACAUCCGGGGAUUGGGGACGUGCAACUCUCGUCCGAAAUGGAGCAAUAAAGCGGUCCGGUGAACGGGUAUUUAGCAGCAGCAGGAGCAUAAAGAGGCGAUUAUCGGAGCGUGCUGAGUACGAAGCGCGUUAUCCGUUAAUUGAUAUGCGAAAACUCAGAACGACAUGGGUGGGGAGCAGUUUGCUGCGCAGUGGCCGAAAUUCCGGUGUCGGCCUUUAUAACGGUGGAAACACGUGCUUUAUGAAUGCAACGUUCCAGAUAAUUGUGCAUACCCCCACGUUGGGCCGAUUUUUUGCUGAAGAGCAUCCAACUUGUGUGCAAGCCUGUCUGUUAUGUGAACUGGGAAGACAUGUGAGACGUGCAAUCACCUCUACGGGACCGUUUACUGCGGAUUGGAUCAAACCGUAUCUACGCGGUAAUCAUUUGUACAUUGACAGAAGUGUGCAAGCCUGUCUGUUAUGUGAACUGGGAAGACAUGUGAGACGUGCAAUCACCUCAACGGGACCGUUUACUGCGGAUUGGAUCAAACCGUAUCUACGCGGUAUAUUUCCGGCUCACAUAUAUGGGAAUCAAGAAGAUGCACAUGAAUUUUGGACGCUUCUGCUCGCAGCACUUGAUUCUGCUGCUUCAAACGGGAUGAAAAACAGCGGAUAUAAUGGGUCCCCGAAAAAGAACGGGGAGCCACGACUAACAACGCGAUUGGAGCAAAUGUUCUAUGGCAAACUGCGUCAUGAAAAUCGGUGUCAAAGCUGCGCCGGUUUUUCAGUUAGCCACGAACAGUUGCAGGAAUUGAACCUCGCUGUACAGAUCGACAAUCAUCAAGGAUCAAUUGGUCUUGAUGAUUUAUUAAGGGCACAUUUUGGCAACGAAGUGGUGAAUCUCGACUGCGCAGUGUAA